AUGCCUUCUGCUUCUGACGCUUCAUCAGGCUCGUCUUUGUCGUCAACCUCUUCUCAGGCCUCGGAAACAACAGCGUUCGAGAGAUGGAGGAAACAGGCAAUGCUGAUCACGGGAUUGGGUGUCACAGAAGAAGAAAGGUUGGACGCGCUUCAGCAGCUGAAUCUACAACGUUGUGAAAAGAUGAAGAAAGAUUUAAUGGACUCUAGUCCAAUUGUCGUGUUCAUGUUGAAGCAUCUCAGAUUGUCCGGCUGCCAGGUUCCAGAAAAUAACAUCUUCUGCGGAGCUUGUGAAGUGAAGCCUGUCGCUGGAGGCGGUGUCGUGGCUCAUGCUGGAAGCUUCAUACCCGAACCUGGUGCUGUAAAACUCUGUGCUGGACAUUUCUUCAACAAAAAACAUAUGGAACACACUAUCGCGCAUGAACUCACGCAUCUUUAUGACCAAUGCAAGUUCAAGGUCGAUUGGAGUAACCUUCGGCACCAUGCUUGCAGUGAGAUCCGGGCAAACAAUUUGAGUGGCGAUUGUCGGUAUACCCGUGAACUGAGGCGUGGUAUCGUCUCAUUUACGAAGCAACAUCAGGCUUGUGUUCGACGUCGGGCGAUUACAUCUGUUUCUGCAAAUCCCGCGUGUCCUAGCGAAGCAAUGGCCGAAAAGGUCGUGAAUGAAGUUUGGGAAAGCUGUUUUAAUGACACGCGACCGUUUGAUGAAAUUUACUAG
This is a messenger RNA of Marasmius oreades (fairy-ring Marasmius), 714 nucleotides long. RefSeq lists its product as uncharacterized. The record is from RefSeq and is a predicted model, not a curated record. The coding region runs from base 1 to 714 and encodes 237 amino acids. Gene Ontology annotation, cellular component: extrinsic component of mitochondrial inner membrane. Gene Ontology annotation, molecular function: metalloendopeptidase activity. NCBI's taxonomy places the organism in Eukaryota, Fungi, Basidiomycota, Agaricomycetes, Agaricales, Marasmiaceae. Gene Ontology annotation, biological process: mitochondrial protein processing; mitochondrial proton-transporting ATP synthase complex assembly. The transcript is spliced from 5 exons.